UUCUUCGCAGAGGAUUGUGGGUGGAAACUGGAGAAUCAAGAUGGCAGCGCCCUGCUCGAGAAUGGCGAAUCGCCCUUUAUGGCAGUUUAUUACAAACGUCAGACGGACGGGGCUAAAACAUACAGGAGUUCGUCAAAUUUCUCUCGGUUCCGCUUGUCGAGCUGCGAGUCAGACCGGAAGUAAAACGGAAAGCGUCGCGUCGCCAUGGAAGCUGUACGGGGCGGUGUGUCUCCAGAGGCUGCCUGUCAUAUCACAGGAGCGGAACCCGAUCGAAGACCAAUUCGCCGAGCUCAUGCAUCAGAUGGAGCUGGAGAGAAGCUUGCUGUCGGAUCAUGAACAGAGGCUCCUUGAGGACUCAGAACGUAUGACUCGUAAACAGGCAGACAACUACGAUUCAGAUGAGGAGGAGGCGGACUACGGCGGCCAGGAGACCAUCACCGCUCAGGACCAGGAGGACACCUGGGAACAGAAACUCAAACACUUCCAACCUGCUCUCAGAGACAGAGGUAGGAGUCAGAGAGGUUGUCCUUCAUGGCACCCUAUUCCCUAUGCACUGACUCGACAAAACAUUAGGAACAAAUCAAAUAAUAAAUCACAUGUUAUUGGUCACUUCAUGACCAACAGGUGGAGACUAACCAGUGAAAUGCUUCAUAAACAACAGGUGGAGACUAACCAGUGAAAUGCUUCAUAAACA
Molecule: messenger RNA, 694 nt
Organism: Oncorhynchus keta (chum salmon)
Lineage: Eukaryota; Metazoa; Chordata; Actinopteri; Salmoniformes; Salmonidae
Product: 39S ribosomal protein L46, mitochondrial-like
Exons: 2
Coding region: 41-679 (212 amino acids)
Cellular component (GO): mitochondrial large ribosomal subunit
Molecular function (GO): structural constituent of ribosome
Source: RefSeq, a predicted model, not a curated record